CUUUCUGUCCAUCAAUCCAUUUUCUAACACCUUGUCCCUAGUGGGGUCAGGAGGAGCUGCUGCCUCUCCAGCGAAUGUUUCGGGCGAGAGGUGGGGUCACCUGGACAGGUCACCUGGACAGGUCACCGGUCUGUCGCAGAGGUAGUAACUUUGUGAGCCACUGGGGAGCUAUUUCAGGUGCAGCAGCGACAUUGAGACAAGCUCAAACCCAGUGCGCGGAAAUGGGUCUCUGCUUUUGAACGAGGACGUUACAGAUCUGUGCGUCUCUCCCAAAAGGACACGCAUGCCCCGCCCUCCUGCACCGGAAACGCUCCAGAUACAUGACGUCAUGUGGUGAUUGACAAGAGCUGAGAGCGACUGUGGCCACUAGAGGGGGCUGGUAACUCGGUGUGGCGGCACCAAAGCGCUGAAGUAGCUGCAGGUUCUGACCGUGAUUCUGACCGGUUCUGGUCCGGAUCAGGAAGCAGCUCUUACCCGCCACACCCCGAGGCUCCGGUGAAUCCUGCAGCCCGUCUCCGUUCGUUUUAAAGCUGAUGGUUCCGGAUUAGCGGGGAAAUCUAACCGAACUUCAUUCCUGAGGAGCCGGAACCGGUCGGACCACUGCGCCGGUCUCAUUUCUGCAGAACUUCAGACACGUGAUGGCGUCGCAAACACGCACGAGCUCCAGGUGGAUCAACACCUGCGGCUCAGGCAAAGAAGAGUGCUGUCCCAACAUCUGAGGAGCUGGUUCUGCGAGCACUCAAAGAUCUUGGAGAUACUGAGUUGAAAGAGUUUAAAUGGUAUUUGCAAAAGUCAGAGGUUUUGGGAGGCCUCCCAAUCAUCCCAAAGAGUCGAAUAGAUAAAGCAGACCGGACUGACACAGUGGAUCAGAUGUUACAUACCUACUGUGAAAGUAUUGUGGAGGUGACCAAAAAGGUUUUAAGGAAGCUUGAGCGUAAUGACCUUGUUCAGGUUCUGUCUGGCCAAAAUGGGGAACCACUGUCAGAGGGCUUUGCUGACUGCCAGAAAAAUCUCAAGUCCAGGCUUUUGACAAAGCUGCAAGGUUCAGUGGAAAACCCCCAAAAGAGUGGAAAAUCAAAAGCUAAAGAGCAAAUCUUUAUAGAAGUGAACUUGACAAUAAAAGAAACCAAUGAAUUCAGCACAGAACAUGAGAUCAGGCAGAUUGAAUCGGCAUCCAGGAAAAUAGCCAAACCAGAAAAAACCAUCAGCUAUGAUGAUAUUUUUAAAGGCCACUCUGGAAAAGGUAAACAAAUCAAAAUGAUGAUGACAACUGGAAUGGCUGGCAUUGGGAAAACAGUCCUAACGCAGAAAUUUACACAAAACUGGGCUGAAGACAAAGCCAACCAAGACUUCCACUUCAUAUUUCCACUCAGCUUCAGAGAGCUGAAUGCUGUGAAACACAGAAAGUUCAAGUUGGUUGACCUUGUUCAACAGUUCUUUCCUGAGACCAGAGAGGUAGAUAUUUCCAACUCUAAGGAGUUCAGGGUCAUUUUCAUCCUUGAUGGUCUGGAUGAGAGCCAACUUCCACUGGACUUCAUUGGUAACAAAAAAGUUACUGACCCUAAAGAGUCUGCGUUAGUGGACGUACUGCUGACAAGCAUCAUUCAAGGAACUCUGCUUCCCUCUGCGAACAUCUGGAUUACCACACGUCCUACGGCUGCCAGCCAGAUCCCUUCCAAACAUGUUGACAUGGUGACUGAAGUUACAGGGUUCAAUCAUGCUCAGAAACUGGAGUACUUCAGGAAGAAAUAUAGAGAUGACAAACUGGUCAGCAAAACCAUGCCUUACAUCAACGCAUCCCAAAGCCUGAAGACCUUGUGCCAGAUGCCAGUUUGCUGUUGGAUCACUGCUGUAGUCCUAGAAGACCUGCUGAAGAACAGAGAAGAAGAAGAACAACUCCCGAAGACUCUGGCUGAGCUCUACAUCAAAUUCUUGCUGGUCCAGUUCAGACAGAAGGCCGUAACAGAGGCAGAGACACAGUGGAAUCUGUCAUGCAAGGAAAAGAUUCUAUCAUUAGGAAAACUAGCUUAUGAGCAGUUGCAAAAAGGCAAUCUUGUAUUCGAUCAAUCAGACCUUACGGCAUCUGGUAUCAAUAUUAAAUUGGUGUCAGUUUUCACUGGCAUGUUUCCUGAGAUCUUCAAGGAAGAAGGUGAGCAGGGCCAGGCCAAUGUGUUCUGCUUCACCCAUCUGAGCGUUCAGGAGUUCCUCGCUGCUCUGUAUGUUCAUCUCACUUUCAUGACCUCACAGGUCAAUGUGCUCGAAGAAAUGCAGUCAAGUUGGAUGGUUAUGCUAGCAAGACGCAAAUUCAAUCCCUACCAGACUGCCGUUGACAAAGCCUUGCAAAGUCCAAAAGGAGACCAGGACAUGUUUCUACGCUUUCUACUGGGUCUUUUGCAGCCGUCCAGCCAGAGUCUGUUAAAAGGUCUAGUCAAAGAAACCGAAAACAACACCCAGAUCAUCCAGGAAGCAAUCAAGUACAUCAAGGACAAGCUUGAUGCUGAGCUGCCUACAGAACAGAGCAUCAAUCUGCUUUACUGUCUGAAUGAACUUAAUGACAAUUCUCUCGUGGAGGAGAUCCAAAGGUUCAUGAGUUCAGGACGCCUUACUGUGGAUAACUUGUCCUCUGCUCAGUGGUCUACCUUGGUCUUCAUCUUACUGGCAGAAAAAGAAAUUGACAUGUUUGACCUGAAAACAUACGUGACUUCAGAGGAUGCUUUUAUGCGGUUGCUUCCCGUGGUCAAAACUGCAAAGAGGGUUUGUCUGAGUGCAUGUGACCUGUCACAGAGAGGUAUUGAAGUUCUGUCUUCAGUUCUCAGCUCCCAGAACUCCAUUCUGAAAGAGCUUGACCUGAGCUACAACAACCUGGGAGAUGCAGGAGUAAUGCAACUGGCUGUUGGACUGGAGAGCACAAACUGUUCACUUGAAACUCUCAGGAUGAAGGGCUGCCAGUUGACAUGGAAAGGUUGUGACACUCUGGCUACAAUCAUCAGCUCCCAGUGUAGCCUGAGAGAGUUGGAUGUGAGCAACAAUGAUCUGAUGGAUUCAGGAUUGCAGAGUUUGUCUGGGGGUCUGGAGAAUCCUCAAUGCAAACUGGAAAUUCUCAGGAUCUCUGGCUGCCAGAUUACAGAGGAUGGCUGCCAUUGUCUGGUCACUGCCCUGAACAUAAAUCCGUCACAUUUGAGAGAGCUGGACCUGAGCUACAACAAUCCUGGACACACAGGAAUCAAUCUGCUGUCCAGCGGCGUGAAGCACAAAAUGUGCAGACUAGAAAAUCUCAAAGUGGAAAACUGUGGAGAAGAGAGGAUGAAGUCGGGUUUAAAGAAGUAUGCGUGUGUGAUUGAAUUUGACCCAAACACGGCUCACAGGAACCUGCAGCUGUCGGAUGACAACAGGACGGUGACCGUGGUGAAGGAAGAGCAGCCAUACCCUAAUCACCCAGACCGCUUCGACUACUGCUGCUGGCAGCUGCUCUGCAGAAACCCACUGACUGGCUGCAGUUACUGGGAGGUGAAGAGAAAGGGACCUGUGGUCAUAGCCGUGAGCUACAAACGAAUCGGCAGGAAAGGACCCACGGCCGACUGCAGGUUGGGUUGGAACGACCAGUGCUGGAGUCUCGUCUGCACUGAAAGGCAAUACUCCUUCUGGCACAACAAGAAGGAAACACCUUACACAAUGAUAAAAGCGCCCCAAGUGUCCUGCAGAAUAGGAGUUUAUGUAGACGUCCCUGCUGGCAUCAUGUCUUUCUACGCCGUCACCUCUGAUGAAUUCUACCACCUCCACACCUUCCAGACCACCUUCACUGCGCCGGUGUACCCGGCCUUCGGGUUUGGGUUUGGGUACUGGUCCUACGACUCCUCCGUGUCUGUGUCUGAGGUGGAGGCGUAAGGUGUAAGACGUUUGCUGCCAGAGCACAAGAUCUUUUUGUUUUCUUUGAUUUACCAUUUACCAAAACAAACAAAAGAACGAUUCUGGUAUUAUGUGGAGUUUUCUUACUAAUGAAGCUAAAUUUGUUCAGCGAGGGUGAGGGGUUGUGUUUGGUUAAAAUAAAAUGUUCUCUUUAUUUAAUCAUUUUUAAAACAAUGUUUGAAGUUAAUACUCGUCGAUUGGCUCUCAAAUAACUUUCAAAACCUUUUCAGUUGAUCUCAGUAAUAAAACCAAGCAUAGCAGGAAAAACUGUGAUGUUGGUGUGUUUCUGAUGGUUUCAGGUAGAGGUUUGUUUAUUUCAGGGAACCUUAUGGAUUUUGUGCUUUGAAAUCUUAUAUCUGAAUUUGUGUGAUUUAUUUGAUUAUCCAGGUUUUUAUGAACUACUCGUUGUAUGGAUUUAUGAUGUUCUUAAAUCAAAAAUGACUGGAAGGGUUUUUGACAUGUUGAAGUUCAAUCAUUUCUGUCUCUGACCUCCACCGGGUCUGUUAACCAGUUUCAGGACCCGACCAGAACCCCUCAGUGUAAAUUACCUUGAGAAAUUAUGAGAUUUGAUUAUAUAAAAACAGGCUUCAAUGCCGAAAGAAUGAUCAAAUGAUACAAGCCAUACAUGUCAUCCAAAUGGAUCAGAUACAGAGUCCAGCGCCGGGAAACACUGAGCUCACCUUACGGAUGGAACCAGAUUGUAGCGAGUUUAGCUUUUUAUUCUUCUCUGCAAUCUGUACCCUCCUACAGGGCAGUCUAAUCAGUUUCAGUCUGUUUACAUAUGACUGCCGGCAGUCAUGCGUAAACAUGGUUAUGUAAGCUGCAGCAUGUGUGUGUAAGCAGAUAAAAGAGAUAGAGGAAAAGAUAGAAUCCAUAAAAGACAUUUGAUUCUGUAAAUCUUGUUGUUUUAAGGUGAAUAAAAUUAAAAGUGGUGAUGGUGAUA
This is a messenger RNA of Xiphophorus couchianus (Monterrey platyfish), 4849 nucleotides long. RefSeq names its product NACHT, LRR and PYD domains-containing protein 12-like. The record is from RefSeq and is a predicted model, not a curated record. The transcript has 11 exons. Bases 871 to 3885 code for a protein of 1004 amino acids. NCBI's taxonomy places the organism in Eukaryota, Metazoa, Chordata, Actinopteri, Cyprinodontiformes, Poeciliidae. Gene Ontology annotation, molecular function: protein binding.